Messenger RNA from Dicrocoelium dendriticum, 2465 nucleotides. The record is from the annotation of a GenBank genome assembly. Lineage: Eukaryota; Metazoa; Platyhelminthes; Trematoda; Plagiorchiida; Dicrocoeliidae.
AUUCAUUAAAUUACUUGGGGAUGGAUUGCGCGUAUUAAAUUGUGAACCAACUACUUGUAGCUAGCCAAACAACUGGAGCAAUUUACGCAGAAACCACCAAGUUCUGUACCUUUCACUGAAUCAUGAUCUGAAAGUGGACAAUGCAUGUGUUACCAGAGGAUAUGUUGCGUGACCUUGCCAACAUAACUACCUCAUAUGCUCAGCAGUCGAGCUACUUGCGACAAUCCUCACUUGGAUCAUAUUAUCAGUACUGGGUCCCCGUUGGUCUAACAGGAUUCUUGGUGGUCGGCACAUGGUUGGCCAAUUGCAUCCUCCUUGGCGGAGCAUUGCAGACAGCUUGCACAGGGCACAUAGUCCCAGUGGCGUACUUCUUUAUUGGUUCUCAAGCCAUCGCAGCUCUGUUACACGUGACACUGAAUUUACCCGCCGGAGUAGUGGGAAUCAUAUUUGGCAAGUUUCAGGUCAACAAACAUGGAUUCCUUUGUACACAUCUACUGCCUGUACUCAACGUACUUGGAUACCCUUUUCUGCAAUCUCACCUUUCUGCAAACAUUUUUCUCCAGUCUCGACGCGUACCUACGAUUACGAAACCCAAAAUUUUAUCUGACAUCCGCAAGGCGGAAACCGGCUCUUUGGCUCAAAAUAGGCUCACCGUGGUUAGUAGCUGUAGUACAAGCGGUUGGUCAACUGGCUUUGAGCGACAAGCAACAGGUCAGACUGCAUCGCGGCACUGAACAAAGUGUUCACCCAGGGACAAAAUUAGGACUUCAUGUAACUUGCUUAUUGCCAGACCCAAACUUUCUUAUCAUCAGGACAGUUAUUGCCUAUGCACUGCCACUGUUAGCUUGCAUUGUACUGGUAGGUCUACAGCUGAGGUGUCUACGAAGAUUAAGGUCUUAUCCUGCGGAUGCACUUCAGUCCUUGUUAAAGGUUCGAAAACCGUUCAUGUUUGAGACAGAUUGUAGGCAGAACAACAGUGCCUUCAAUUCAGUGAAUCCCUUUUCCGUUUUGUCUAGACAGAGUAGACAGUGUGAUGAGGCUACCUCUGCUUUUGCUUCAGAAGUGAACGUUCCACUAUCCGGACUACGAAUUGAUCCAAAUUCCGAUGUGGACAGAUCAGCAGCAGCCGCAUUCACUCUCGUCCCCUUUUCUUCAAGGUAUCUUUAUCAUUCGCUGACUAACAGAGAGUAUACAAGACAAAAUAUGACAAGGAACCAUUCGCUUACCGUGGGACAUAAUUCCGUCGCUAACGUUGAUCAGCCUAAUGACAGUGCGAAUGUACCAACUUGUCAGGCUUGUAUGCCACACAUGCUCUUACCGUCCAACGCGUUACUUGAAUUGCAUCCAAUCGACCCACGGACUAAUCACAAUUUUAUGCACACCUCAUUCUACGAGUGUCCUGCACACGGGUUAAUAAAUGUAUCUAUAGAUGAAGGAUUACUCAGCGGAGCAGAAGUUAGCACCCCUCAAACAAACACAGAUGUAUUACAUCAACGUUCGAAGACUGAUUCCAACUCGACAAGCACCCAUCCGUUAGCUCAACCAGGAACAGACUUCAUGUCUAAUCACUCGGAGGUCCACAAAGAGGUUGAGAUAGCGUCUAUGGACAGGAACAACAGUGAAGUGAUAUACACUACCUUAUCACAGCCCGCACCGAAUUUCCCAACUGAUGCGGUCAGUGCAGAAACGGAGCAAAGUAGACUGUCACCGAAGACACGCGGCGUAAAAGAGCAGAGGAGACAGAACUGUACCGCUUUGCAUUCGCAGCCUAAGGAUGAAGUGAUGCAAGAGUGUCUGUUUCCUUUCACACCUUUGUGGUUAACCGCUUACAAUGGGGAACAGCUAGCAGUCGCAAUAAAUUUGGUUAGUUGUAUAAUCGCCGUGGGCACCUGGUCUCCAUAUAUUUUAUCCACUCUUGCCCAUGGACUAUGUCAGCCCAUUCCACUCACUUCGGUUGUGCGAGAUCUCAACCCAACCAUUCUCAUGUUCCCGGAACUGACUGCUGCCCUAGACAGUCAGCUGCCGAGACAGGUCAGUCGUUGUCUUAUUCAAGUCACUGCAAAUCGUAUAGCCGAUUUUCGGUGGUGGGCCUAUGCAAGCUCUGGAUUACUUCUUCCAUGUCUUCUUUUCUUCCUCGAUUUGGGCCUUCGAGAUGGUUGUUGGAAAUCGUUAAACUAUGACAGGAAACCAGAUGUGUCAAAGAGCGCAGUGCAUUCGAAGUUACAAGUACUCUCUCCUGUAAACCGAGUUGAAACUUACAGGUGUCAAAAUACUGCGGUAACGAACCAUUCCAUCGUUGACCGCGAUGCACGAAUCCCCAUACAAACACAUGCUUCUGGUCCACUGUGGAACGAGAGAAAGUGUACUACUUCUCAUUCAUCUGUACACAUAAACUCAAUUGAGGAAGGGGCUGCUUGAAUUUUUCUAUAAUACUGUAAUAUUUUUUAAUAUACUGUUUCUUGGUG